This is a messenger RNA of Fusarium mangiferae, 1560 nucleotides long. RefSeq names its product putative succinyl-CoA:3-ketoacid-coenzyme A transferase, mitochondrial precursor. NCBI's taxonomy places the organism in Eukaryota, Fungi, Ascomycota, Sordariomycetes, Hypocreales, Nectriaceae. Bases 1 to 1560 code for a protein of 519 amino acids. The record is from RefSeq and is a predicted model, not a curated record. Gene Ontology annotation, biological process: ketone body catabolic process. Gene Ontology annotation, molecular function: succinyl-CoA:3-oxo-acid CoA-transferase activity. The transcript is spliced from 3 exons.
AUGUCUUCCUCAGCUUUCCGGUUACGGACCCUCCGAGCCUUUGCUCGCAAUCCCACAAACCCUAAUGCCGUCCUCGCACGAUCCUUCUCGGCAACCGCUCGCCGCGCCGAGAUCAACAAGGUCUUCCCCUCUGCCAAGGAAGCUCUCAAGGACAUGAAGCCCAACACAACCCUCCUCUGCGGUGGUUUCGGUCUCUGUGGUGUUCCUGACUCUCUUAUUAACGAGGUUCUCGAGAAGCCUGAAAUCAAGGGUCUCACAGCCGUGUCCAACAAUGCUGGUACCGACAACUUUGGUCUCGGUAGACUUCUCAAGACUAAGCAAAUCCGCAAGAUGAUUGCUAGCUACAUUGGCGAGAACAAGACCUUUGAAAAGAUGUACCUCACUGGUGAGGUCGAGCUUGAGCUGACCCCUCAGGGAACUCUCGCUGAGCGAUGCGCCGCUGGUGGUAAGGGCGUGCCCGCCUUUUACACCCCUGCUGCCUUUGGCACAGUUGUUCAGACUGGUGAUCUUCCUCUGCGCAACAAGGCCGACGGUUCUCCUGAUGUCUACUCUUACCCCAAGGACGUCAAGGUGUUUAAGGGAAAGUCUUAUCUUCUUGAGGAGAGCAUUGACGGUGACUAUGCCUUCGUCAAGGCCUACAAGGCUGACAAGCUUGGUAACUGCCAAUUCCGUCUGGCUGCCCACAACUUCAACGGUGCCAUGGGCCGCAAUGCCAAGAUGACCAUUGUCGAAGCUGAGCACAUCGUUGAGCCUGGCGAGAUUCCUCCUGAGGCUGUCCACCUGCCCGGUAUCUACGUCAAGCGCGUCAUUCAGAGCACCGAGGAGAAGUCGAUCGAGAAGUACACCUGGGCUAAGGACCCCAACGACCCCGAGGCUACCAAGGCCCUCGGCUCUGGUGACACAGCUGCCAAGCGUGAGCGCAUCGUUCGUCGCGCUGCUAAGGAGUUCAAGAACGGCAUGUACGCUAACCUGGGCAUCGGCAUGCCUAUGCUUGCCCCUGGCUUUGUCGGUCCUGAGGUUGAGGUUCAGCUCCAGUCUGAGAACGGUAUCCUUGGCCUAGGUCCCUAUCCUCAAAAGGGCCAGGAGGAUGCUGACCUGAUCAACGCUGGCAAGGAGACCGUUACUCUCAAGCCCGGUGCUGCUGUCUUUGGCAGCGAGGAGAGCUUUGGUAUGAUUCGCAGCGGUCGUAUCAACCUCACCAUCCUUGGAGCUAUGCAGGUCAGCGCCACUGGCGAUCUUGCUAACUGGAUGCUUCCCGGAAAGGUCAAGGGCUUCGGUGGUGCCAUGGAUCUUGUCAGCAACCCCAGUGAGACUAAGGUUGUAGUGACAAUGGAGCACACAGACAAGAAAGGCAACCCCAAGAUUGUCAAGCAGUGUGCAUUCCCCCUGACUGGACGUGCUUGUGUGUCGAGAAUCAUUACUGAGCUGGGUGUGUUCGAUGUCGACUUCGCCAACGGCCUUACCCUUAUCGAGAUCGCAGACGGUGUCACAGUCGACGAGGUCAAGAGCAAGACAGAGGCUCCCUUCCACGUCGCCGAGGAUCUCAAGCCCAUGCUAUAG